Messenger RNA from Caenorhabditis remanei, 225 nucleotides. RefSeq lists its product as uncharacterized. The transcript is spliced from 2 exons. Lineage: Eukaryota; Metazoa; Nematoda; Chromadorea; Rhabditida; Rhabditidae. Bases 1 to 225 code for a protein of 74 amino acids. The record is from RefSeq and is a predicted model, not a curated record.
AUGCGUUUCUCCGUUCUUGUCGCUUUAUUCGCCCUCUUUGCUGUUUCCUACGGAUUUUUGUACGAAAUGGAGGAUUCGUAUCCAGUCGCUGGAGAACUACCAAAGAGAAGUUUGGAGAACUUCUGGAGAAACAUUCAUCUUCAAAUGCCAUCCGGCCGUGGUGGACAAAAGAGAACCGAAAGUUUGAGCAGAGCAAGUGCCAAUGCUUACUACAGACUUGGCUGA